Messenger RNA from Botrytis sinoallii, 1473 nucleotides. RefSeq lists its product as uncharacterized. The coding region runs from base 1 to 1473 and encodes 490 amino acids. The record is from RefSeq and is a predicted model, not a curated record. NCBI's taxonomy places the organism in Eukaryota, Fungi, Ascomycota, Leotiomycetes, Helotiales, Sclerotiniaceae. The transcript has a single exon.
AUGGCCAGGCAGCAGUUACAAUACGCAUGCCUCAGCUACUGUUGGGGGUCCGAUUUGCCGCUGACCACAACUUCCAGUACACUGUCGAAGUACAAAUCGGAGUUACCAGAACACAAGAUGCCACAGAUUUUUCAGGACGCAAUUGCCGUGUCCCACGGGCUUGGUAUGCAGUAUCUCUGGAUCGACGCCCUUUGCAUCCUCCAAGAUGUACGUGAGGACUGGGAAAGGGAGGCCCUCAUGAUGUCCGACGUUUUUUAUCAUUCCUUCAUCACCAUCGGUGCAGCAACCGCGAGGAGCUGCCAUGAUAGCAUUUUCACUCCGAGAGAAGAUCUCUCUUGUACCUUGAGCUUUCAGUCCUCGCUCUCAAAGGAGGUCGUCGGGUCAUACUGCAUUUAUCUCUCUAAAAUGUCGCGGGAAGACCCCUCUGACAUCGACUUGUCCAAUUCUAUCUGGACAAGCCGAGGCUGGGUCUGGCAAGAGCAGAUCAUGGCACAGAGGCUUCUUGUAUUUGGUAAAAAUAUGGUACAUCUGAAAUGCCACAAUUGCAUCUAUUCUGAGGAUGGAACUGUGGAUGAGGUGUCCUCGAGCUAUAUCCUCAGGGCGUCGAGAUUUCAGACUUCAUAUAUCUCACCUGGUGAUUGGAAUAUGUGGAUGAUGGAUUUCAGCGGCAGGCAGUUCACUUUUCCCAGCGAAAAGCUGGCCUCUGUUUCCGGUCUCGCUCUAGCAUUCGAAAGAGUAAUGGCUACGCAAGGCCAACCCUCGGAGUAUCUUGCGGGACAUUGGCGGAAUGAAUACUUUGAUGGCAGCCUGCAAUGGGCUAUUAAGCCAGGGAAUAAGGUUCCCUUCCACAACAUGAUGAAGGAUCUACAUGACCCCGAAAAAUACUGCGCGCCGUCAUGGAGCUGGGCGUCAAGGAAUCAAGGCCGGCUUAUCACGCUGCCCAUGUGGCCCAAUCAGAGGAAAACAAUGGCGGACUUCGAGUUUAUAUCAAACAAUCUGGUUGCUGCGAAGUCAAACGUCCGAGUUAGAACGAGACCAGGUUCGUCUAUCACGCUCCGAGGAAGGGUCCUCCCAUUCGCUUAUCCUCCAACUGAGAGCAUUGGGCACUAUAAUAUACCCGGUUUUUUAUACCGCUCUCCGGGGUGGGAAGCCCCUGUUCCUGGAGGGACGAUUUAUUAUUUCCUGGAUUGGAACCCCCUGCUAGACGAUACCUCGUGGGAGGAACUCAAGCUAUCUCUGCGGCUUUUCCUUUUGACCGACGUCGGUAUGGGGCUCAUUUUGUUAUCAGAAACAAAAUAUCAGCCAGGAUUUCUGCGGGUGGGCGCGUUGCUAUUCAUGUCCUCGAACGGAGGCAUGUCCUCGAGCCCCAGCAUGAAAAGUCUAAGUUGGUCGAGAAGUAGCUGGAUUUACGAUAACUUAAGAUCCGACUUUCUUCAAACUGGCUGGAAUGUAGAAAAUGUGGUGCUUUACUAA